ACUGAAAUUUCUCCUAUUCUCCUAAAUUCACCAAUCUCUCUACCAAAAGACUGUAUCAGAACUGCUUCUAACAGAUUAAGAACUUGAUAGAAUACACCUAUGUUCUUGAAGAUGUUCAGAUUCAGGAAUCUAUAGCCCUCUAAUCUAUCUAUCUAUCUGGAUUUGAGUUACCUGAAUCUUUUUUUCCUGACAUUAUAAUCUUACAAGUGUUGGCAAGAUUAAAAACUUGUCUAAAUGAUAACAAAAAUGGGACAUCGAUCUCGUUCUCGCUCAGAUUUCUUUUCACCUAGUUUGGUUCCCUCUUUUUUCCGCUCAAAACAAACUACGUGCGUCAAAAAGUCUAGUGGGAGGGAAUGUUUGUAGAAACAAAAAUGCAGUGCAGCGUUCGUUGGGUUAGACACACAGAACUCUGUUGAAUACGGGAUUAAGCUUUUAGACAUCUCUGUUGAAACUUGGAACAGAAAAAGCAGAUACACGAACCCUGAAACUGAAAACGGUUGUAACGUCGUCUUCAUAGUUCAAACUCGAAACAUCAAGGCUCAACCAAACAGUUAUCUUUGUUUAUUAAACAUCGAUUUGCUCCUCUUUUUUUCCUCCGAACCCAAACUACAAUCUCCGGAUCUGAAUUUCAGUCUCCGAUACACACUUAGAUGAAAAAUUUCUGACACUUUCUCGAACGAGAAAUGCGUAGCCGGGGAUCACAAAGCCGGUUAUCUGGUCACUCUUUUGGAUCUCGAGUGUCUGUUCUCAUGCUUGCCAUGGUUGCUACCAUGGCUACCAUUUACGUUGCUGGCCGGCUGUGGCAGGAUGCGGAAAGUAGGGCAUAUUUAAUUGAAGAGCUUGAAAAAAAAACUGGUCAGGGUCACUUGGCUGUAUCUGUUGAUGAUACACUUAAAAUUAUAGCCUGCAGGGAACAACAUAAGAAGUUGUCAGCGCUUGAGAUGGAACUAGCUGCAGCUAGACAGGAAGGUUUUGUUCCAAAGCACUUCUCAGGAAAUGAUGGGAAGCAUGCUACCAAGAAGGUGCUUUCAGUUAUAGGAAUAAUGACAACCUUUGGCCGAAAAAAGAACCGAGAUGCAAUCCGUAAGGCUUGGAUGCAAACAGGUACCGCCAUGAAAAAACUGGCUGAUAAAAAAGGCAUCAUAGUGAGAUUUGUAAUAGGAAGAAGUGCAAAUCACGGAGACAAUUUGGACAAAGAAGUUGAAACAGAAAGCAGUCAGACCAAUGACUUCAUCAUUCUUGAUAAUCAAGUGGAGACAUCUGAAGAGAAAGCAAAAAAGAUAAAAUCAUUCUUCAUUUAUGCAGUGGACAACUGGGAUGCUGAAUUUUAUGCUAAGGUCAAUGACGAUGUCUAUGUUAAUCUUGAUGGCUUUGGAGGAGUGCUAACUUCUUAUUUGGACAAGCCCCGUGCUUAUAUUGGUUGUAUGAAAUCAGGCGAAGUUUUCUCUGAGCCGACAAAUAAAUGGCAUGAGCCAGACUGGUGGAAAUUUGGCGAUAGAAAAUCAUACUUUCGGCAUGCUUCAGGCGAGGUCUAUGUCAUUUCAAAAGCAUUGGCACAGUUUGUUUCAAUAAACAGAUUUAUUCUUCGUACAUAUGCACAUGAUGAUAUAAGCACAGGAUCAUGGUUUAUUGGGAUUGAUGUGAUGCACGUUGAUGAAAGAAAGUUGUGCUGCUCCUCCUGGUCCCCAGGGGCAAUUUGUGCAGCAGUAUGAGGACUUGCCACUGAAUUUGAGUAACAUAAAAGGAAUGUAUAGCAAACAGAAACUGUUACUUCCCGCCAUUAUUUUUGCCUCGGGUGAUUUUCAAUUCAGAUAAUCUCAACCAGCAGUUGAUUCUGCUACUUGAAGGCAGGGGAGCUGUUGGUUAGGAGUUCUGCCUCUGACAAUAGAUACUUACAUACAUGCUCCUUGGGAUGGUCGAAGGUAUUUUGAGAAAUUUGCAUCAUGUGCUCGUCUGAUUUUGAGAAACUGCUCCUUCCCCAUUUAAUCAUGUAAUAUAAAUUAUAAAUAGCUCUCCCCCAUUCUUGUUAAACUAUUCAUUUUUACCCCGCGGGAUAAAUGAAAGAAUCUCAUAGCAACUUAAUUAAAGGAAACAUUUUUUUUUUUAAAUUUUCUUAUUAGAGUUGAGAUCCACAUUGAUUUCACUCCUGAUUGAGGUUGGUCGUUCUUACUUUAGACAAUCUAUGUUGCAUAGAGCACCACAUGCAUUCAAGCCUCUUCU
This is a messenger RNA of Abrus precatorius (Indian licorice), 2220 nucleotides long. RefSeq names its product hydroxyproline O-galactosyltransferase HPGT1-like. The transcript has 13 exons. Gene Ontology annotation, cellular component: Golgi membrane. Gene Ontology annotation, molecular function: hexosyltransferase activity. The record is from RefSeq and is a predicted model, not a curated record. Lineage: Eukaryota; Viridiplantae; Streptophyta; Magnoliopsida; Fabales; Fabaceae. The coding region runs from base 684 to 1712 and encodes 342 amino acids.